Setaria italica (foxtail millet) is the source of this 1339-nucleotide messenger RNA. RefSeq lists its product as uncharacterized. The coding region runs from base 398 to 967 and encodes 189 amino acids. The record is from RefSeq and is a predicted model, not a curated record. The transcript has 3 exons. Lineage: Eukaryota; Viridiplantae; Streptophyta; Magnoliopsida; Poales; Poaceae.
GGAUGUCACACUGCUCUUGUUCGGCAUGCCAAAAGGGCCAGCGCCCAAAUAUUCUCUCGAGGCAUCAUUGCAUUUUUCCCAAGCUUUUUGAGAUGGCGCUGCCCAAGUUUAGCUUAUAAAACACCCCUUCCCUAACUCACUUUGCAUUGCUCCCCGGUAGUGGCUGCAGCAUCUGAGAGAGACCGAGACAUCUUUGCUCUCUCUCGUCUCUCCCUCUUUCUUCUCUUGUCUGAUGCUGCUGGCUGGCUUCAACUGACUGGAGAGAAAUCUACUGACUGAAGAAGAAUCUCUACUGAAGAGGAGACAAGAAGAGUCUAUCCAAGGAUACUCAACUGGUUGGUAUAGGAGUAAUUGAGAUCAAGGGCCAGUCGAGACACAAGAACACAGGAUAGUGCAGAUGGAGAAGCUUGUGAAUCACUGCGACAUGGAGCUGAUGAAGAUGGCCAUGCUCAGGCACGAAGAGACCUUCAGGCAGCAGGUCCACGAGCUGCACCGGCUGUACCGCGUCCAGAAGCAGCUGAUGAUGAGCGGCGGCGUGUCGAGGCCGUCGUCGGAGCUCAUCGGCUGCCGGCGGCGUCAGACCAGGCGCAGCUGCAGGCAGCCGCGUCGCGCGCUGGACCUUCGCCUCCCCGCUGAUGACUACAUCCUCGUCGUCGCCGCGGGCAACGCGACGCCUCCGCCGAGGCAAGAGGACGGGCUGGAGCUGACGCUCGCCGUCGGCGGCGGCGGCGCGGGCAGGAGGAAGCGGCGGGACGAGGGCACCGGCACCGGAACCCCCGUGGGGUCGGACUGCUCCGGCGGGAGCCUGACGUCGUCGUCGUCGAUCACCGACACCACCAGCGGAUCGCCGCCGUUCCUUCUCCAGGAAGGGGCGGCGGCGGUGACGCAGCAACCGCCAUGGCUCGUGCAGUGCCUCAGCCUCAAGAUGGCUGCGGCGUGGGUCAAUGGUCAUGUAGUAGGAUUUUAAGGCUGUGGUGUCAGCUCGUAGGAGAGGAUGCAGUGCAGGAGGAGCAGGUACUCUAGAAGCCUGCUGGUAGGGCUUUGCUAUGUCAUGGGGGCUACCUUCUCAACUAAGUCCGGUUGGCCAGUUCCUGAUUAACGGGUACUUGCAGGCCAGGUUAAUUUUCAGUAGUGCUGUUGAUCACCAUCACGCUUGGUGUAGCUCAUGUAGAAAAGCAACUCUAAGAAAAAAAAAAGGCACUUACGCCACAAAGUUACCGCCUGGGAGAGGUAGUCAUGUAGCUCUAGAAAACUGCAUCACAUUUUACACAAGACAUAACAUAAACGCCCUAGUUUGGCAGAAUACGCAGGUGCAGCUUGCAAAUGAAGAACAACUUCA